GAGCAAAUGUUAUAUAAUUCACUUCCUUUUUCCAUUUUCCUUUGGUUCUUAUGCAUACAAACAGAGUGUAGGCCGCAGCCAUUUCACACGCUUACUCUCUCUCUCUCUCUCUAACCCACCACUCACCACUGAAUCUCCCGUAAUUCAUUAAGAUAGAUCGAUAUCCACCACCCAUCCUCCCUCAUGAACCCUCCGGAGUUCUUCUCCGGCGGUGGAGACGCCACUGGCAGUCCCAACAGACCCUCCCCCCGGAAAGAACUGCAGGGCCCACGUCCCACAGCUCUCAAAGUCAACAAAGACUCCUACAAGAUCAAGAAGCCACCAGUUGCGCCGCCGCCCCACAACAACCCACCACCAUCGACCGCCCACGCCCACUCCGCCGCCCCGCAGCAGGCUGCCGAGGAUCGGAAGCCGGUCAUAAUCUACUCGGUUUCUCCCAAAGUCAUCCACACCACCGUCAGCGACUUCAUGGACCUGGUGCAACGCCUCACCGGCAACAGCGCCGACGACGGUACCUCCUCCUCAGCUGCCGGACCUGGGGACAUCUCUCCCGCGGCCAGAUUGGCUUCCAUAGAGAAAACAAGCCCGGCUAAGGACAGAGAAAUCACUGCCAACAUCUUUACUGACAACAACAAUAACAACAACAACAGCAAUUUCUUGGGUGAUCUUCUCCAGACCAGCACUGACGUGGAAUUGGGGAGAGUUCCCGGAAUACUAUCGCCGGCGCCGUGGAGUUUGCAACCCAUAUCGCCGGGAUUCUUCUCGCCGACGCCGGACCCGUUUAUGAUGGGGUACAACAUGUUCAUUCCGAGCCCAUCGACCUGGUUUUCAGUUCCAAUGGUGUCGCCCUCACCCUCUUCUUCUUCAUGUGAUCUCUUCAACCCAUUCUUUGACUUUUAGCUGGCAAAUGGAAAUGGAAUUGAAUUGUCUUAUUUUUCCCACUUUCUUUUUCCUAAUUAAUUAUAAUAAUUGAUGUCUUUUAGUUGAAUUUUCUAGAGAGAGAAAAUGUGGGGUUUGUGGAGAAAUUGGGAGUAGGAAAUGGGAAGGAAAAAUCAUGAACAUCAGCAACACAGAAAGAGUGAGUGUUGAAUCUUGAAAAUGAUUUCCCCAACUUGGGUUUGAAUAAUAUAGCAAUUUGUAUGAUGUUAUGUAAUUUCCAAGAAGUUGUAGUUUAGUGUAGUGUGGAGUUAGGGACUUUGGGUAUUCUUUUGCUCUAUAAAGGGGAUGUUUGGUUGUCCCUAAUUGAAUUUUUUAUUCUUGCAUAUUAUUCCAUUUAA
Sesamum indicum (sesame) is the source of this 1277-nucleotide messenger RNA. RefSeq names its product MAP kinase substrate 1 (gene MKS1). The record is from RefSeq and is a predicted model, not a curated record. Gene Ontology annotation, cellular component: nucleus. Lineage: Eukaryota; Viridiplantae; Streptophyta; Magnoliopsida; Lamiales; Pedaliaceae.